Molecule: messenger RNA, 2147 nt
Organism: Pelagomonas calceolata
Lineage: Eukaryota; Pelagophyceae; Pelagomonadales; Pelagomonadaceae
Source: the annotation of a GenBank genome assembly
CGCUGAAGCUGAGUAGGCGUCGUGUUGCGGCGCAAAAGCAUAAUAAGCUUUGCUGGUUAUAAGCACAGACGACGCUGCGAGGCAUGGAUACGAUCGGAUAGAUUUCGCAGCUCUGCUCUCCCAUAAUUUGACCGAUGCUGACACUCACACUGCGGCGCGCGCCGCGCGUCGUCAUCACAAAUACCUGGCGACCGAAGCGAUCCAUCUGGUCCGGCGGCGGCGUGGAAGAGGCUGGUUUACGAGAAGCGAAACCAGCUCCGCAACGAGCCCAGCGCAUCGUCCGCCUCUUAGCCUCACAACUGUGGCCGCCCGUCGACGAGACGAAGCAAGAUGCGUCGAUAACGACGGGCAAGGCCAUACCAAAGGAGACGGCGCAGUCCAUAAGGCAGAGAGUGGCCUUAUCCGCAUCCUUACUGGUCGGCGCCAAGGCCUUAACGAUCGGCACGCCGUUCCUCUUCAAGGAGGCCAUUGAUGUGUUGUCGACGAAUGAUGCGGUCGUGGCGGCGCCCGUCGCGGUGUUGGCGGGCUACGGUGUCGCGCGACUGGGUGCGUCCGGAUUCCAAGAGGCGCGCAAUGCCAUUUUUGCGACCGUUAGUCAGCAGGCGAUCCGCAAUGUCGCUCUUGGAGUGUAUCGCCACUUGCACGCCUUGGACCAUGCGUUUCACUUAGACAGAAAUGUGGGGCAACUUUCCAGAACUGUGGAUCGAGGAGCGCGGAGUGUGAACUAUUUGGUGAGCAUGACGCUGUUCAACGUGUUUCCGACCACACUGGAAAUAAGCUUAGUCACAGGUAUCGUGGCGACGAAGUUCGGGAGCUACCACGCGCUGGCUUGCUUGGCUACGGUAGGCGCUUACGUGCUCUUUACCGUAAAAUACUCAGCGUCGAGGAUACCCAUCCGAAAGCGCAUGAACGCCGCCGACGCCGCUGUUGGUGGUCAUGCGAUUGAUACACUAGUAAACUAUGAGUCCGUCAAGUACUUUGGCAACGAGGAGCACGAAGCUAGACAGUAUGAUAAGCUCUUAGGCGAGUACCAGGCGCAGGCGGUGGACGUCCAGAAGACCCUAUCUAUCCUGAAUUUCGGGCAGCAGGCCAUCUUCGCCGUCGGUCUCAGUUCGAUCAUGCUGUUAACCGCUGGAGAUAUUGCCUCUGGUACGGCGACGGUCGGCGACCUCGUCCUGGUGAACGGUUUACUAUUUCAAUUGGCCAUGCCCUUACAUUUCAUCGGCAUGGUCUACCGGGAGAUCAACCAGGCUUUGGUGGACAUGGAGAACAUGUUCGAUCUACUAGAUAAAAAGCCCGGCCCCGUGCCCGCGUCCUACGCAACGACAUCGAUCGCGCGCGGCCCGGGCCACGACCCGCCCGUCGAUCCUCCUUGUAUUCGCUUUGAGGACGUCCACUUUGGGUACGAAGGACGAGAUUCGGUAUUGAGAGGAGUGGAUAUAGAUAUUCAAGCGGGGAAAACGGUCGCGUUCGUCGGUCCAAGCGGGUGCGGCAAGUCGACGUUACUGCGAUUACUCUUCAGAUUCUACGACGCGGACAAGGGCAAGAUCACGGUCGACGGCGUCGAUGUCAAGGAUCUAGAUGUCGGCGACCUAAGACGUAGUAUAGCGGUGGUGCCGCAAGAGACUCCUUUAUUUAACUCGUCCAUCAAGCACAACAUCCACUAUGGCAAUCUAGACAGUGAUUUCAGUGCUGUACAAAGAGCAGCAGAAGCGGCGAAUCUUGGUCCACUACUGUUAACGUUGCCGGACGGCUACGAGACGCUCGUCGGUGAUAGAGGUUUAAAACUAUCUGGUGGAGAAAAACAACGAGUAGCCUUAGCAAGGGCCAUCCUCAAGGACGCACCGGUCUGCUGCUUCGACGAGGCGACUUCUGCCCUAGAUACCGAAACCGAAGCCGAGAUCAUGGCGCACCUCAAGACGCAUGGCCGGAACCGGACGACGCUGGUCAUCGCCCAUCGCCUGUCGACGGUCGCCGAUGCCGACGAGAUCGUGGUGCUGGAGGAGGGCAAGGUCGCGGAAAGAGGGACGCACGCGCAGUUGCUGGCAGCAAAUGGUCGGUACGCCGAUCUCUGGGAGGCGCAGACCACCCAAGAGGAGGUCGUGCCGUUUCCGUACGUGCCGAGCACGACUUAAGUUUAGUAGUAG